Paramacrobiotus metropolitanus is the source of this 4808-nucleotide messenger RNA. Its product is annotated as calcium-dependent secretion activator 1-like. Lineage: Eukaryota; Metazoa; Tardigrada; Eutardigrada; Parachela; Macrobiotidae. Gene Ontology annotation, biological process: dense core granule exocytosis; synaptic vesicle exocytosis. The record is from RefSeq and is a predicted model, not a curated record.
UUUCCCGCUUUCCCAUACCGCCGCGGCAGUAUGCACACACACAGUACUGUGCAGUGGCAAUACGGUGGGGGUAAUAUGGUCGGGGCUAGUUACGGGGAACACCAGGCCUAACAACGGCCUGACACUUUGACAAUUGGAAAUUUAGCUCCAAUGUUUAGCAACUAUCAAUAAUUCUCUCUCUCUCCCUGGUGCGCUCGCGCGGCACACUGCCUGCACUGUGCGUUUAUGUGCGGGCUGCGUUGAUAUGUACCGAAGUGCUUGUGUGCUGUUGUACGAGAGCCACACAACGACAGAUCGACUUGAUGAACAGUGCGCACCGCACACGGAUAUAUGUGUAUGAUUAUUAUCAUUUUACACACAUGCGGAUCCGUCUUAUAUUCUCCUGCCAUGCACCCGCGCGCGAGUGUGAUGGAAUGAUAACACAACAACGGAUCAUUUAGCCGAUGGUUUCCUGUUGGAUGGUAUUGACUAACCGUGGAUUAUUGUUCUCGGACGGAUUGUUAUUAUGUUGGCCCCGUCGUCCAGUGAGGAUGAGGACGAGAGCUAUGUACCGCAUAAUCAUCAGCCGCUGUCGUCGCAGUCGCAGCAUCAGCCCGAUCGCGCUGAUAGUACAUCAUUGGCUUCCACCGUUACCGAUCGCACUUACUUACCGGGCCAGCUCAGUGGGGAUUCCCGUAGUCUACAACUGCCGCCCAUCUCCAGUAAUGCUUCCUUACGGAGUCUCCUCACGCCGGCCUCGUCCGAGCCGUCGACCAGGGUGGCCAGUGCGGCGCAAGUGCGCCCCUUGAGUCCCAGUCCCUCGGUAACAUCGGAGCCGCCCACCGCCCAGCAUGGCCGUGCCGUCAACAGCCUGCACAGUCAGGACAGUAAGGAUAUGGACGCGGUGGAGCGGGCCGAGAAGGAGGAGGAAGAGCGCAAACGGCGUCUACAGCUGUACGUCUUUGUGUCGCGCUGCGUGGCCUAUCCCUUCAACGCCAAACAGCCCACUGAUAUGACCAGGAGGCCGUUCAAGAUGACCAGACAGCAGCUGCAGUUAACGAAGGAACGCUUCCAAGCAUUUCUCAACGGUGAUACGCAGAUCGCCGCCGAUGAGGCCUUUAUUAACUCCAUUAAGCAGUACAUGGAGACCUUUCUGAAAACCGACUCCUGCGCCAAAAUGGUCCAGAGUGGCGGCUGUUCCUCCAAUGAUUCGGAAAUCUUCAAGAAAAUGAUCGAAAAACGAAUCCGCAAUCUUCCAGAAAUUGAUGGCCUUAGUAAAGAUACGGUGAUGAACUCGUGGCUUACCAAAUUCGAUACGAUAUUCCGCGGUGAUGACGAUCAGCGGAAGGGCAUGCGCCAGACGCAAAACGCCGCAUCCGCUUCCGAGCUGAUCCUCAAUAAAGACCAACUCUAUGAUGUGUUCCAGAAGAUUCUCGGUAUUAAGAAAUUCGAGCAUCAACUCCUCUUCAAUGCCUUACAGUUGGAAAAUUCCGACGAGCAAGCGGCAGCCAUCCGGCGCGAGCUAGACGGUCAAAUGCAGAAGGUCAACUCCAUGGAGAAAAAUCGUAAAUUACUCCCUAAAUUCGUGGUGAAGGAAAUGGAGAGUUUAUUCCUGGAGGAACUCCGCUCCGGCAUCAAUCUGCUGAUGGCCAAUCUGGAGAGUCUUCCCGUGUCCAAAGGCGCCACUGAUUCCAAAUACGGCCUGAGAAAAUUCGGACGCUAUAAUAACAGUUUCCGACGGUCGCGGCGCGGCACGAAUUCUUCCCUGAACAAGCACGAGUCGAGCGACAGCAGCGAGGGCGGCUUGAACAAACUGGACGUGGUUUUAUCCUUCAACAUCGAGAUCAUCGUGCAGGAAGUGCAGGGCCUGAAGAUCAUCGCGCCCAACCGCAUCAUCUUCUGCACCAUGGAGGUGGAGGGCGGCGAGAAGCUGCAGACGGACCAAACUGAAGUGUCCAAGCCGCACUGGGACACCCAGGGCGACUUCACCACCACCCAUCCCCUGCCGGUGGUCAAGAUCAAACUCUACGCCGAAAGCAACUCCGUCUUCUCCCUCAGCAACCAGGAGUUAGGCAGGCUGGUGGUGCGUCCCAUACCCAACACCAACCGGGUGGCGGAGUGGAAUAAACUGGAAGUGCCCAAAAAUUGUCCGGAUCAGAAUCUCAAGAUGAAGAUCACACUUCGCAUGGACCGGCCGCAAAAUAUGAAGUGCUGCGGUCAGCUGUACGCGCUGGGCAAGCAUGUGUGGAAGAAAUGGAAGAAACGGUUUAUGGUGCUAGUCCAGGUCUCGCAGUACACGUUCGCCAUGUGCAGCUACAAGGAGAAGAAGAGCGACCCGACGGAGCUGACCACCCUGGACGGCUACACCGUGGACUACACGGAGCCGCUGCAGGAUUACGAGGGCGGCAAGCACUUCUUCAGCGCCGUCAAGGAGGGCGACACGCUCAUGUUCGCCUCCGACGACGAGAACGAGCGCCAUCUGUGGGUGCAGGCCAUGUACCGCGCCACUGGCCAGGCCCACCGCCCCCAGCCACCGGCCACGCUGACCAUCACCAACACCAAGGCGCCCGCCAAUUCCCCGCUGAGCCGGCUGCAGGGCGACGCGGAUCGGGCGCGUAAACACGGCAUGGACGAGUACAUCCAGGCUGAUCCCUGCCAGUUUGACCAUGCCGCCUUGUUUAGGACGCUGCAGACGCUGACGCUGGAUUAUCGAUUAAACGAUCUUUUUGCCUCCCUCGGAUGGUUCAGUCCGGGCCAGCUGUUUGUUUUGGAUGAGUAUUGUGCGCGGUAUGGUGUGCGGGGCUGUCACCGGCAUCUGUGUUAUCUGGACGGACUGUUGGAGCGCGCGGAGAAGACCGUGGCCAUCGAUCCAACGCUGAUGCAUUACAGUUUCGCUUUCUGUGCCUCCCACGUUCACGGCAACCGCCCGGACGGGAUUGGAACCGUGAUAUUGGCGGAAAAAGAGAGAAAUUCGACGAGCUAAAAAGAACGCUUGAGGAAUUUGUUGGAAUUCCAGAUAACGAAUUUUCGGUUCUGCUUCCCGAUGGGUCGGCCGGAAGGCGCCCUCAAAGCCAGUCUUUCCCUGUUGGAGCGGGUGCUGAUGAAGGACAUUGUGACGCCGGUGCCGCCGGAAGAAGUCCGCUCUGUGAUAAAGAAAUGCCUUGAAUCCGCCGCGUUGGUCAACUAUACCAAGUUGUCGGCGCAGGCCAAACAGGAGACCGAAGGCGACCAUAAGGUCGUCGUCAAUCAUUACGAUGAGCACCAAAACGACGGUCCGCCCAUCCGGAAAAUCGAGGACAUUCUGCACUUGUCCGAGCUGUGUACGGAUAUGCUUCAACAAAAUGAGGAGUAUUAUGCCGAGGAAUUUAAAUCGGCCUUUCCCUGGUUGAACGAGCUGCUAAACGAGCACUCGGAGAUCUUCUGGUCCCUCUUCGCCGUCGACCUGGAGGUGGUCAUCUCCGCCCAGCCCCCCGACACCUGGAACGCCUUCCCGGUCUUCCAGGUUCUCAACGAUCACCUUAUACACCACCCCUCGAUGGCUGGUGGACGUUUCCACCAGCAACUGAAGGACAUGUUUGCUCCGUUAGUCGUCCGCUACGUGGAUCUCAUGGAGUCCAGUAUUGCUCAGAGUAUCCAUAAGAACUUCGAAAAAGAACAAUGGAAGCCGCAUGGGCACGGCUGCGCUGCCUCCGAGGAUAUGCUGUGGAAACUGGACGCUCUGCAGACAUUCAUCUCCGACCUGCACUGGCCGGAUGAAGUCUUCGCCAAGCAUCUCGAGCAACGGCUCAAACUGAUGGCCGCUGACAUGAUCGAAUCCUGUGUUAAAAGAACCCUGGAAGCGUACGAAACGUGGAUGCAGCGGGCGCGUAAGUCCACGGAUUUCGUCAUCCCCGGUGAAGUCUGUGUGAUGAUCAACGUCGUCCUCCAUUUUAAAAGCGAGUCGCUCAAGUUAUGCGCUGUGGCUGGUGUGGAUCGGCAUCAGUAUCACACGAAAAUCGAUGAGUUCAUAGAGCGAAUCUCACACGCCAUGAUCAGCAGUCUGGUUGAGAAGUUCACCGCCAUUCUCGACACGGUACUGCAGAAACUAUCCCGCUACGAUGAAGGAACCUUAUUAGCGCCGAUAUUCUCCUUCGCGAAACAAACGACGAGUGGAACGUCCAGCGGCGAUUUAGGCCGCGAAUAUGUCAACUGUCUGCGGUCGUCGAUGGAGCAGAUCCGACAAAAGGUCAUCGAUGAGCUGUUCAUCCUGGCGCUCUUUGAGAAGCUGUAUACGUCGCAGAUGACGAUGAUCUGCAACUGGUUGACGGAGCGCGUUGACCGCACGCUGCAUUCCUACCAAGUGAACUGUCUUUCCUUUCUUAUCAAGAAAACCUUCGCGGAAUUCGAACUGCAAGGUAUCCCCGAGGAUGUGCUGAACUUCAAGAACUACCAGACCAUCCAGAACCGGAUGCGUCUGGAGGAGGCCACGGCGGCCGUGUCGGAGGCCAGCAGUGCCACGCGCAGUCCCCGCACCUCGGCGCUGGGCAUGUUCGAGAAGGCCAAGAAGCUGGCGCUGUCGUAAACGACCGGCAAUGAUGACGUACGGAUGAUGAUGAAGAUGGUUCCCCUGUGCAAUGUGCAUGGUCACUUUGGUUGUGUUUCUCUCCUCUUGUUCCCUUCCGCCUAUACUGGAGCGCUUACUUUUGUACUGAGAUAUUUUUCGUUGUAAUAAAUGGAUCGUUCGGAUGGUGCGAAUGACGACAAUUGCAGUGUUGGUUAGUGCACUGUUUCCUUUCCCUCUGGUGAUGAUUUGAAAUGUACCGUUGAUGUACAAAGAAUUAAUUGCAAAA